CUGGGAAGACCCUUAGCGACCGAGCUCAACAUGCUCUUUACUUGCGUUUCUUCUACUGGAAGUAAUCGAAAGGUGCUAAACGCAAAUCCAAAUUCGUCGUCAUUUGUGGGACAUACUCUUAUUGAUGUUUUAAACAGACGUAAAAAUGAGUUCUAGAUUGAUAGCAGGAAUCGUGGCAGGGAUUUGUGGCACAUUUUUCCUCGGAUAUUGUAUAUACUUUGACAAGAAGCGAAGGAGCGACCCCCUUUACAAGCAGAAACUUUUAGAGAGUAAGUUUGUUUAAAGUUUGUGAGGGAAGAGAGUUAACGAGGAAGCUAGAAGAGAUAAAAAGUAUCAGUUUUCAUACCUAAAAAGCUCUGCUAAAUUUUAAACUUUCGUGGUCGAAUGAUUAGGUAAGAUUCCAAUUUUGCGAGGCCGUGUAACUGAUGUAACACGUGAGUGUAUUUCCAAAUGUUAUCACAAACUGCUGUGUCAGUAAUUAAUGAUUAUCACGUGAAAAUUUUUGAUGAUUGUGCAGUUAUCUAAAGGAAAUUUUUGGUUAUAAUUGUGGUUACUUGUGGUUACUUUCUAACGUCACAAUUUCAUAGUUGAAAAACAUGUUUGUCUCGUUAUGCAAUGCAGAUGUGCAAGAGCUAUAAUUUACCGAGGAUAUUGUGAACACAUUUUCACCAAGACCUUCAAUUUUGCAUUGCAUACCACAGUUAUUGCCUAUUUCCAUGUCUUAUUUUAUCUUAAAUUAACAACACACAAGUGUGUUCUUGAGGUCUUAAACAGCAGUCAUACAAACCCCCAAUUUGUUGACUAUCUUUGUUGCUUAAUGAAUUAAGGGGGUGCGUAUCUAAGGAAAAUGUGGUGCUGCGUUGGUGGGAGAGUAUAACAAGGUAAUUUGGUGUUAUCAACUGAGUUGAAGAUUUAAAUGAGCCUCCAUCAAGAGUUAAAAAGCUGAUGUUUCUAGCAUUAGCUCUUCAUCAGAGCAAAGGACUAAUACUUGAAACGUCAGCUUUUAAACUCUUAACCCUUUAACUCUCAAAUCAAAUUUGUAAUUCUCCUUACGGUCAACCAUACAAUUCCUAUAAUGUUAGUUCAGAGAAUUUAGUAUUGGAUCAACUUGUUAUCUUCAAAUUGAUAUUUUUCUAUAUUCUCAUCACUUAUCUGAUUGAUAUUGUAUUGAUAUUGUAAGGAGAAAUUUUGUCUUAGUAACUCACAGGAGUUAAAGGGUUAAUGAUGGCUAAUUUACCUCAUCAACUCAGGUUAUAAUACCAAAUUAUCUUUGUUUGGCUGUAGCUGGAAUGUGUAACGUUUUUAGAAUUUAGAGGAGUUUGCCAUAGUUAACUGUAUUAUUUCCUAAUGAUUGUUGUAUUUAGUGGGCUAUCAGGUCAAUUCCUGAAUGUAAAACCAUCAUUCCCAAGUGAUUUUAAUCCAUAGUUAACUGUAUUAUUUCCUAAUGAUUGUUGUAUUUAUUGGGCUAUCAGGGCAAUUCCUGAAUGUAAAACCAUCAUUCCCAAGUGAUUUUAUAGUUACAAGUGUGAGGUGUCUUCUUUAAGUUACAGUGUACAUUGGACACAGUGAAAACUUCCUAAAACAGUUUUCUUAGCAUUUACAUUCAGUACUGUAGUAAAUACCUAUUCCAAGAUGAACACCACAAAGGUGAUAAGGCAGUGGGCCAUGAAAAUGUCCUUGAAUGACAAGGAUGUUCCAUAUCUAUGCAGGAAGGCUUGAGCCUGGUUUCUAGCUACCAAUCAGUAUUCUGUUUAAUUACUCUGUUUGGUAAUAUCUACAUUGUAUUUAUAGUUUUGAGUUGAGACAAAGUGUCUGGCCUAAGAACAUAUACACAACUUAGCCACAUCAUUCUCUAAAGUAAAUUCUCCUUACAACAUCAAUACAACAUCAACCAGAAAGAUGAUGAGAAGAUGGAAAAAUUUCAACAAGGGGAAAUUGUUUGAGUUCACGUGAAAAUCUCAGAGCUACAAAAAUAAAAGUAAAAGACAGAGAAAAGAGUUGUGCACAAUUAUCACUUCAUUGUCAUUGUGAUAAUCACUAAUAAUAUAUAGAUUUACGCAAGCCUAACUUACCGUAGGAAUCAUUAAUUUGUUUUCAUUUGAUUUUCAGGAAGGAGACAAGCUAAGCUAGCUCAAAAGGAGGAAGACACUAAGGUAAGAUCUAAAAAAGAAAUAAAUGUAAAGAUUUUUCUAGAUAAGGUUGUAAUAAUUAGACAAGCACUACACACUAAAAGUUCUUAGUUUUAGUGUGCAUUCCAGCUGUUGCUCUGUACAAUCAGCUCUAGAAGUGUGUUAGUUAAGAAUAUCCAUCUUACUGUUGAAGUUUCAUUUGAGCAUUUAAUCUGAUUGCCAGAGUGAGGGUACUCUUGUGAAGGACUGUUGUCUGGAUAAUCAGAAUAUGUGAUCCAAUGUGAGUAUUUUCAAACCUUAUACUCUAUGUGGAAUAUUCGUUUCUGCCCCUUAGAACCGUGCACCUGACAAGACAGAUGCAGCCGCUGUUCAACAAUAUUUCAUGGAAGAGGUUCAACAAGGGGAAGAGCUUUUAACACAUGGUCAGAUUCUAAGUUACCUAAGUUGUCACCUUUUAUAAAAUAUUAAGUUUGUACACACAUCCAUCAGUAGAUAGGUGUGUUUUGAUGAGAGUUUGUACCUUCUGAAAAGUCUUUUAUUAAGGCAGUAAAUGACUUGUCCAUAUUACUCAUCUCAUCUAAACUCACAGGAGGCUGGGAGGACUGUUGAAAGUUAUGCAAACACUCCAUUGUGUCUUGGGUUUGCAUAAGAUUCUCUCUCAAAAUCACCCCCUCCCCCAUGUUAAGAUGAGGCUAUGUAAACAUAGAAAAAGUUCUCUUCUGCUUUAACAUAAACUACACUUUUUCCAAACACCUAACUGAUCACAGUGAAACUUGCAAAACUCAUUAACAAGAACAAACUCUCAGCCCUUCAUGUUUUCUUGACAACUCAUUGAUUUGUAUGUCAUGUGAUUUUCUUAUUCUUCUUUUAGGUGAAUAUGAACAAGCUGUAAAACAUUUAACAAAUGCUGUUUUGGUUUGUGGACAGCCUCAGCAACUCUUGCAACUGUUUCAGAAUACAUUACCACCCAAUGUCUUUCAAAUGCUGGUUGAGAACCUCAAUGGCCUACCGACUGGUAUGAAGGAAGUAAGUGAGAAGUAUUUAUGCAAUAGGCUUAUUUGAUAUGGACUGUGUUCUAUUAUAAUACAAGUAUUCUUCAGAAACCAGUAUAAUUUUCAUCUUUGCGAUUAUAUGUAAGAAGGUUUAAUACAAAGUAAAUACCCUCUGUGUUUGAGAUUCCAAACAGUAAUCUAACAGUUUGUAAAUAUUCUUUAAAAUCUGAAGCAACUGAAAUAUAGAGGCCACCAUUUUGAAAAUGGCUAUGUAACCCUGGCUGCCCAUACAAACCUGAUGUUGCUAAUUUCUUUUCAUUUCUUGAGUACAAGUUCAGUUAGAGUUAUCAACUGAGUUGAUAAUGUAAAUUGGCUUGUGAAAAGAGUUUUUAAAGCAAUAAUCCAAGCAUCAGCGCUUUGUCAGAGCAAAUAGAGGAACUAUGGGUUGUUUGUGUUUUAAAUUAUAAAAGAAGAUGGAGCUAUACUAUUGAAAACUCUCUGUGGUGGCUAAUUUACAUUAACAACUCAGUUGAUAAAACCAACUUAUAACUCCAACUGAUGCAGUAUCACAGUUUCUUUAAAAACUGACCCUCUUUAUUAAUUUCUUGAUAUGUUUGAGUACAUUUUCAUUUUGUAAAUGUCUUCUUCGUCAUCCUAGGCUUAAUUUUUCCAAUAAUUUCAUGUUGUCACAAGUGUUAUCUUUCAUUUCUUCAUAAGAAAUCUGAUAUAGUAAACUUCUCAUUUGAGAUGUUAAUGUUCUUGGUUUUAGUGACUUGGUGUUCUUAACCAGUUUUUGUUUCUUUUUCAGAAAUCAGAAGAGGGAGAUUCUUUGGAUUGAGUUUGGAAGCGUUGCAAUUAGUUUAAAUUUUGAAAAAGAAAAUCUACUAGGGUUGUUGCUCAUUGUGUUUGUUCACUGAAGUUUCAAAAUAUUUGGCUGAAGUUUUGCUAAGUAGGCACUUGCUUGAACAAAUUACAUGUACGUUAAUAAAAAUGUUUGGUAUGCUUGUUGUUGAGUGAUAUUUGUAGCUAGAUAUGUCACUCAUGGGAGGCUAUUACAGUAGAACCCACUUGGUGAGAUGUAACUUCAGCCAUGAAAAAAUGUGAAGUUGGAUUCUUUUUUUAUUUGACAUUCUACAAUGGGUGCCUAUAAACUCAUAUGGAGUUCUGCUUACCAUCUGGCAAGAACUUUUUGUCUUGGUUUGGAAAAUUUGAUCAACUAAUAAUCCCCUAAUUGUUAUGUUUUAUAUUCUCAUCACUUAUCUGCCUGAUAUUGUAUUGAUAUUGCAAGGGGAUACUCUGUCUUGGUCUCUCGCAGGGUCAAGGGCCAAAGAGAAAUGGGAAAUGCUGUGCCUACCUAUCCAUUCUCAAACUUUUUUCUUAAAGGUAAUGACAGUAAUAACCAUUUCCUAUCAAGGGGUAACCUGAGCGCUCAACUGUUAAGUUAUGUGUAUGUUUUAAACAAUAAAUUAUUCUUAGUGUUUGAUUUUGUUAUGUUCACAAACCAUUUCUGGUGUAUUGGAAUGAAGUUAAGUUUUUUUUAUGCUUUUAGGAACAGAAAAAGAAAAAGAAAUAGUGACCAUGAAAUUGAUCUUCAUGGCAAUGA
Pocillopora meandrina is the source of this 4724-nucleotide messenger RNA. Lineage: Eukaryota; Metazoa; Cnidaria; Anthozoa; Scleractinia; Pocilloporidae. The record is from the annotation of a GenBank genome assembly.